CAAUUUCUUACAAACAAGCAAUUAGCAUUAAAUGAAGAUGAUCAAUCUGAGAAUAUUCUAAUCACUAAUUUUAUUGUUUCUGCAAGAAAAGGAAAGCCUCUGGAUAGAGUAAAAAGUGAUGUUGAAAUUGAAAAUCAAAUACAAAAAAACAUUACUGUUUGA
Molecule: messenger RNA, 162 nt
Organism: Cetraspora pellucida
Lineage: Eukaryota; Fungi; Glomeromycota; Glomeromycetes; Diversisporales; Gigasporaceae
Source: the annotation of a GenBank genome assembly